CGGCUAAUCUCAACAAAGCUCAAGGAGGCAGAGGCUGUGCGGCGAAGUUGUUCUAUUUGUUCGUUCUUCUUGUUCCACCGAUUUCUAGGGUUUUCGAUAUCUGGUUUCGAUUUGAUUUCCCAUAUUCUACGAUUCGGUGACGGGGCUGAAGGUUCUUACAGAGUGAACGUUUAAGAAUUCUCGAGUUUUAUCAAUUCAGAACUGUAUGAUCUAAUGGAGUCCAAAGGUGGGAAAAAGAAGUCUAGUAGUAGUAGUAAAUCAUUGUUCUACGAAGCUCCCCUUGGCUACAGCAUUGAAGACGUUCGACCCAACGGUGGAAUCAAGAAGUUCAGAUCUGCUGCUUACUCCAACUGCGCUCGCAAGCCAUCCUGAUAUCCCCUGCUUUUGAUCCCGUCUUUUUUUUAGCUCUUUCUUUUUUUCCUGUUUUUCGUAGGUUUAUUUACUGCUCUACUUCAAUCAACGUCUUUCCGAUCCCCCUUUUUGCGACCGUGCUCUCUUCACACCUGUGGUUUGGUUCUACUGUGUCCGUUUUCUGAGGCAAAAUGACGAUGCCUGUUUCAGCAAUCGGUUUCGAAGGUUAUGAGAAGAGGCUGGAAAUAUCUUUCUUUCAGCCUGGAAUCUUUUGUGACCCAGAAGGAAAGGGUCUGAGAUCUCUUACAAAAUCCCAGUUGGAUGAGAUUUUAGCACCAGCAGAGUGCACCAUUGUGUCAUCACUGUCAAACGACGAGGUUGACUCCUAUGUUCUCUCUGAGUCUAGCCUUUUUAUCUAUCCAUACAACAUCAUCAUCAAAACCUGUGGGACUACCAAGUUACUCCUUUCAAUCCCACCCAUACUGAAGAUGGCUGAGCACCUUAACCUAGCCGUUAGAUCUGUACGGUACACUCGUGGGAGCUUCAUUUUCCCUGGAGCUCAGUCCUUUCCACACCGUCACUUUUCUGAGGAAGUCUCAGUCCUGGAUAGCCACUUCGGGAAACUUGGAUUGGGCAGCGUGGCUUAUAUUAUGGGUGGCGUGGACAGCCCACAGAGGUGGCAUGUGUACUCUGCUUCCGCUCAGUCAGUGAGCGCAUGUGACUCUGUUUACACCCUCGAGAUGUGCAUGACUGGUUUGGAUAGAGACAAAGCUUUGGUUUUCUACAAAGAUCAAUCUGGCUCUGCAGCCCAUAUGACGUCGAAAUCUGGAAUUAGAAAGAUCCUUCCAGAUUCUGAAAUAUGCGACUUUGAGUUUGAUCCAUGCGGUUAUUCAAUGAACUCAGUUGAGGGUUCUGCUGUUUCUACCAUUCAUGUUACGCCAGAAGAUGGAUUCAGCUACGCUAGCUUUGAGACAGCGGGGUAUGAUCUGAAAGCCUUGAAUCUGAAGGACCUAGUCUUGAGGGUGCUGUCAUGCUUUGAACCAAUGGAGUUUUCAGUAGCUGUGCAUGCGGACGUUGCAAGCAAGACAUUUGAGGAGUUCUGUAUGCUGGACAUGAAGGGCUACAGUCGCAAAGAGGGGAGCCUUGAGGAGCUUGGAAUGGGUGGUUCUGUUGUCUACCAAAAGUUCGUCAAGACCACCGAAUGUGGCUCACCUAGAUCAACUCUGAAAUGCUGGAAAGACGAAGUUGAAGAAGAGUAGUUUAGUGCUUUUGAUUCAGUUGGAAGAAUAAAAGCUUUUGCCUAUUUUAAUUGCUUUUUAAUUGUGUGAGACCUCGCGUGAUUUUAUGGGUCUGUCGUACUGCCAAAAAUAAAGCAGGCUAGCUCCUGUCCGUAUUUCUACUGGACCUGUGUUUCUUGGAUUUAUUAUAUAUGGCCUGUCGUUUCAACAAAAGUAAAGCCUGCCUGUUAGGCUUGUGCACCUAAAUCGGCAGGGCACUGUCGUAUAUGUGACGUGGGACCUUGUUAUUAUGGAUUUAUGAAAUUGAAGCUGGAUGUUGUGAUUAUUAAUAA
Messenger RNA from Neltuma alba, 1921 nucleotides. RefSeq names its product S-adenosylmethionine decarboxylase proenzyme. The record is from RefSeq and is a predicted model, not a curated record. Gene Ontology annotation, cellular component: cytosol. Gene Ontology annotation, molecular function: adenosylmethionine decarboxylase activity. The coding region runs from base 543 to 1610 and encodes 355 amino acids. The transcript has 4 exons. Gene Ontology annotation, biological process: spermidine biosynthetic process; spermine biosynthetic process. NCBI's taxonomy places the organism in Eukaryota, Viridiplantae, Streptophyta, Magnoliopsida, Fabales, Fabaceae.